AUGAGGGCUGAACCCUUCAAGGAAGUCAAACCACAUGGAAAGCUGCCGGAGACUUCUGGGAAGGAGAAGGAAAUGUCAGCAUCUGAGCUGCACAGGAGCAUCUACAGCGAUGGUCCUGCGCUCAUCCCACCUGCCGUGUGCAGGGCCGGGAGAUAUGUCUUCCUAGUUUCAUCUACAGAUGAAGAUGAACUGCAUUUGAAUGCACCUGGAGGCCUGUUCACACCCAGAUCUGAUUCAGAGGGUGAGAUUGUGAACUUCGGGCUGAUGUAA
Molecule: messenger RNA, 270 nt
Organism: Rangifer tarandus platyrhynchus (Svalbard reindeer)
Lineage: Eukaryota; Metazoa; Chordata; Mammalia; Artiodactyla; Cervidae
Source: the annotation of a GenBank genome assembly